AUGACCGCAGCGCGGGAAUCUGGCAUCAAACGCUUCUCUGACUCUCGAUCCCAAGUGCACGCUCUAGAUCUGAGUCACCACCUUUCCACCAGACCACGCAAGCCUCGAGCUCUGUUUCGCCGUCUCAAGAUCCCCGACAACCCAAAUGACCCUCCCGAAUUUUCUGCCGAAUAUCUUGCAUUGCUUGCAGUCCAGGCUGAGCUCGAGCCGAACGAAUCAUCCGGCACGAAGGAUAAUGUUCUCGAGGUGUCGGCAGACUUUAUCAUUAAUCUCAUUGAGGCUCGAUGGAAGGCAGAGAAAGAACGGUGUGAUGCAGAAUGUAAGGCUCAGUUGCUCGAGAUGAAAAAUUUACCUUGA
Suillus subalutaceus is the source of this 357-nucleotide messenger RNA. RefSeq lists its product as uncharacterized. NCBI's taxonomy places the organism in Eukaryota, Fungi, Basidiomycota, Agaricomycetes, Boletales, Suillaceae. The record is from RefSeq and is a predicted model, not a curated record. The coding region runs from base 1 to 357 and encodes 118 amino acids. The transcript has 3 exons.